This is a messenger RNA of Anneissia japonica, 1482 nucleotides long. Its product is annotated as oxytocin-neurophysin 1-like. The record is from RefSeq and is a predicted model, not a curated record. Gene Ontology annotation, cellular component: extracellular region; secretory granule. Bases 188 to 607 code for a protein of 139 amino acids. NCBI's taxonomy places the organism in Eukaryota, Metazoa, Echinodermata, Crinoidea, Comatulida, Comatulidae. The transcript is spliced from 3 exons. Gene Ontology annotation, molecular function: neurohypophyseal hormone activity.
CGCACUAAUGACCGUGUGGCUAGAUAAAGUGGCAUUGUUUGUUACGACGGCAGCACGAGAACACCACGUAUGUACAUACGCUCUAUCGUUAUAUUAAUUUUAUUGAAUUUGAUAUACAGGCGACUAGCAGCCAAUCCUCAGUUGCAAUACCAAACGCUCCUUGUUCAGUUGACGCAGAUAUUCAGAAAUGCAGGAAGGCUGUCGAAUACUUCUUGUUCUCUUUGCAUUGUUUGCUGUUUCCACGGCAUGCUACUGGAGGAAAUGCCCCAUAGGAGGAAAAAGAACAUCAUCUUUUAGGCCGUUACGACAGUGUCCAAAAUGUGGUCCGUUUGAAGGAGGCCAGUGUGUUGGGCCAUUAAUAUGCUGCGGAGAAUCAUUCGGUUGUCACAUAGCAACGGCAGAUACAUUGGUUUGCUCAGAAGAAAGUCGCCUCUCGACACCAUGUACUGGACCAGAACUGCAGCCAAGUUGCCGUGCCGUAGAGGGCGGCAGCUGUGCCACAAGUUAUAUUUGCUGUAAUGAAGAUAUCUGUGCCAUAGAUUACUCGUGUGAAGAAAGCGAAACGGGAAUGGUCAGAAGAACCAACUCACAUUUAGUUAAUAUUUAGUUAUAAUUCAAACAAUUAGCUUAAUUAUUUCAGCAGCAUUUUGCAUGCAAUUUAAGUAGUCGCACACUUUAGGCUUAUCCAAACUUAUACAAAUCACCAGGCCGCUACGGGCCCCAGUUUUGGACUAAUUAAACGGUUGGAUAAAAAACUACGGUUAUUGUUUAAGACCAGUGGAUGUGACCAACAAAAAAUGAUCGAAAUAUGGCAAGUGGACAGUUAUUUAUGCAACAAAAUUAGAUCGUGUGGAUGUUCUUAGUCGAACAUCAACGUCGAGAAAACCUCAACAGACUAAAGUUCUCUUUAGAACUAUCGUAGUGUGCUGCAAGCAUUACAUAAAAAAAAAGCCUAUUACACACUUUCAAAUCGCGGUAGAUUAAUUUUAUAGUUUAGCUGGCCAAAAUUCUUCGGAAAAAACAAAGAAUAUUGGAUACUUGCUAAUCGGAAAGCAAUAACUUCUAUAUUUUGAAUCAACGAUGAGCCUACAUAAAUGUCCGUAUUUGGAACAGAAAUUAUUGGGACCCAGAAAAAUAAAUAUCAGCGUAGCCUGAAUGGUAUGCUUUACGAUGCUUAAUGGGUCGAAUGAACAUUUGUUUUCCUUUGGCUGUUUCGUUUUAUUGUUGCCACACUAUUUGUCGCAAAGCAACGACGUCGGAUUAAGCAUAGCCGAUGAUAAGAUCUAUCUCUCACGAAUCUUGUAAAGAAUAAGCAAAAAGUGUUGAGAGAAUAAUGACGCCAAUUCCUCCUUGACAGAAGUAUAAUUGUGGUGUCUAUGAUUUGUAUCAACACUUUCAGAUAUAUGCUGUGAUUAUAUAUAGUACUAAAUCAAAACAAAUAAAUGGAAUGAAAAAUUCAAAAAUAAACCUUUAAAAAGAAAA